This is a messenger RNA of Closterium sp. NIES-65, 387 nucleotides long. Lineage: Eukaryota; Viridiplantae; Streptophyta; Zygnematophyceae; Desmidiales; Closteriaceae. The record is from the annotation of a GenBank genome assembly.
AUGGUUUUUUUUGGGGGGGUUCCAAUUUGUCGCGGCCCCGUCGCCCACCCCUGCGGCCCCGGCGCCGCCCUUCCCUACCUCGGCGCCGCCUCUGCUGGCCCCGUCGCCUACCCCUGCGGCCCCGGCGCCGCCCUUCCCUGCCUCGGCGCCCCCUCUGCUGGCCCCGUCGCCUACCCCUGCGGCCCCGGCGCCGCCCUUCCCUGCCUCAGCGCCGCCUCUGCUGGCCCCGUCGCCUACCCCUGCGGCACCGGAGCUGCCCUUCCCGGCCCCGACGCUGCCUCUACUGGCCCCGACGCCGCUCCACCCGGCCCCGCCGCCGCUCCACCCGGCCCCGCUGCCGUCCCCACGCGGCCCCGCCGUCACCACCGAGCCGCCGGCGCCGCCUAG